Aplosporella prunicola CBS 121167 is the source of this 1469-nucleotide messenger RNA. RefSeq lists its product as uncharacterized. The record is from RefSeq and is a predicted model, not a curated record. Bases 385 to 1218 code for a protein of 277 amino acids. The transcript has a single exon. NCBI's taxonomy places the organism in Eukaryota, Fungi, Ascomycota, Dothideomycetes, Botryosphaeriales, Aplosporellaceae.
UCCCUGCGUCGCCGCCGUCGUAUAGGCUGGGCUUACUGCCCUAUUGAUCCAUGCGAUUCAUGCGCUCAACGAUCACGACGCGCAACCAACAGGCAGUACCUGAGCGUGGCGUGGUGGUGUAACGCCCUUCCCUACCCCGCACCCGCAGCGGAAUGCGCGUCCGGCAACGUGGCAGCCGCCGAUUUCGAUACGGGAAUUCGAUGCGGCACGGGCGCCGAUUGGUCGGGUCUUGCUAGCUGUGUGGAACACGGGCGGCCCGAGACGUGGUGACAGGUAUGCUGUCUGCUGCUGGCGUGGAAGUCUAGGCUUCGAGAAUACUGGAGAUGCGGGGGUGUGGUUGGAGGGUGGGAGAUUACUUGCGGGUUAACUGAAAGGCGCCUUAGAAUGGCGGAGGAAAGUUGGUCCUUGUGGUUAAGAGGCCGGUUUUCAUUCUUAAGAUGUACGUUUCAUAAGGCCGUUACAGGUUCGUUCGUCCCUCUGUCUUUUACGCAUCGUUCACGCACCGGUCGCCGGGCCCUUCUUGUCAAAGGCGCCGCCCUCCGCCGCGCCCUUCUCGCUCGCCGCAAAUGCGCGCCAGAGCCUCUCUUCCAUCGCUUUAUCCUCACCACCGGACUUUGCAUCCACAGUCGCCGAAGCCUGAGCGCGCGCCUCCGUCUCAGUCCCAGCAGCAGGGCCAACGCCCGGGGCUGGCGCAUCCUGCUGUUCCGGGUCCAUCUUGGUCUCGAUUUUGCGGAUUAUCUUGGCCGGAUUCCCUGCGACGACGUGGAAGGGCGGUACGCUCUUGGUGACAACGCUGGCGGCGCCAAUGGUGCAGCCGCGCCCGACGGUCACGCCGGGCAGGAUGCUCACGCCGCCGCCGAUCCAGCAGUCCUCCCCGAUGUGGAUUUCCUUGCCGAGCUCGGGGCCGUUGGUGCCGUUGCGGAGGAGGGGAUCGAGCGGGUGGGUGCCGCUGUAGAAGGAGACGUUGGGACCGAUGAGGGUGCGCGAGCCGAUGGUCACCAGGCACGUGUCGAGGAUGGUGCAGCCGUAGUUGAUGUACACAUUCUUGCCCAGCUUGACAUUGGUGCCGUAGUCCAUGUGUACGGGGGCCUCAACCCAAGCAUCGUCUUUGAAGAGAUCUUCGUCGGCUUCGGGCGUGGCUGCUGGUGGGGGGAGCGGGGUAGUGUCGCCAACGAUGCUGAGGAAGUCCAAAUCGUUAGCUUCGAUGCCAUGUUGUAAGUAGAGCUGGGGCGCUGCACUCACUCCCUAAACAGCUCGACCAGGCGGCGUCGGGGAACCUCGCCGGCGUUGCUGUAGCGCUUGCAAGCCCAUGAGCAGCGGGUACGCGCGGCGACGAGAUCGGGGGUGAAGGCAUGGUAGAGCUCGCCGGCGGCCAUGCGCCGCCUAUUCUCGUUCAUAUCGAUAUCGCGCAGAUCGGCCAUUGUGGGAUGGAAGGACAGGUGCAAGCAGAGCUCCGGGUCAGAAGGUGG